This is a messenger RNA of Solanum verrucosum, 2590 nucleotides long. Its product is annotated as DEAD-box ATP-dependent RNA helicase 21-like. Gene Ontology annotation, cellular component: catalytic step 2 spliceosome. Bases 93 to 2102 code for a protein of 669 amino acids. Gene Ontology annotation, molecular function: RNA helicase activity; RNA binding; ATP binding. The transcript is spliced from 2 exons. Lineage: Eukaryota; Viridiplantae; Streptophyta; Magnoliopsida; Solanales; Solanaceae. The record is from RefSeq and is a predicted model, not a curated record. Gene Ontology annotation, biological process: mRNA splicing, via spliceosome.
UUCAAAUUCUCUUUAGGUCGGUUGUGCCUAUAAAUAGUUCCCAAUUUCGCUUCUUCUCCAAACCGAUCCCCUUUCACCCCGGCUUCUAUACGAUGACCAUAUCUGAGAGAAGCAUGAACCGGCCCGUCGGAAUCAAACCGGAUCCGUCCAAGAAGCCGGUUUACCUCACCAAAGCACAGAGAGAGCAGUUAGCCCGUCAGGACGAGAUCGCCGAUCAGAAACGCUGCCACGAACAUCUUCAGGCUAAGUACAACUGCCCUUCCUCCGAUAACCACUAUUGCGGCAAGAACCGAAAAAGAGAUAGAGACAGGAACAGUGACAGAGAUAGAGAGAAGGAACCGAAUCGAGUUAGAUUGGAGAAUCCGGCAGAGAAGGAACUUGAAGCUAUUCAUGAGCAAUAUUUGGGAUCUAAGAAACCCAAGAAACGGGUGAUUACAUCCAGUGCAAAACUCCGAUCAUCCUUCGACUGGCAGAACUCUGAAGACACUUCUCGUGACGUCAACCCUCUUUAUCAAAACCCUCACGAAGCCCGUCCACACUUUGGUCGCGGAUUCUUCGGUGGAAUCGACAGAAGGGAGCAGAAGAAGCUUGCCUUCAAGAAUGAGAGGGAGAUGCAGGAGGAGAUUUGGAAGAAGGGAGGUGUUGAGGCGACUGCAGUAGAAGCAGCUGCCUUGAAGAAGAAGGAACAAAAUGCUGAUUUGUAUGACACUUUUGACAUGAGGGUUGAUCAACACUGGACAGAUAAGAAGCUGGAGGAAAUGACAGAGAGAGAUUGGAGGAUAUUUAGGGAGGAUUACAACAUAUCCUAUAAGGGGUCGAGGAUACCCCGUCCCAUGAGGAAUUGGGCCGAGAGCAAGUUAACUACAGAGUUGCUUAAGGCUGUUGAGAGGGCUGGCUACAAGAAGCCUUCUCCUAUUCAAAUGGCUUCCAUUCCGCUUGGACUUCAACAACGUGAUGUGAUUGGUGUAGCAGAGACUGGUUCAGGUAAAACAGCUGCUUUUGUUCUCCCUAUGCUGAAUUAUAUCACUAGGCUUCCUCCAUUGAGUGAAGAGAAUGAGGCAGAGGGGCCAUAUGCGGUUGUAAUGGUGCCCACACGAGAACUAGCUCAACAAAUUGAGGAUGAGACCGUCAAGUUUGCACACUAUUUGGGUAUCAAAGUUGUUUCUAUUGUUGGUGGGCAGUCCAUAGAAGAGCAAGGUUUUAGAAUUAGGCAAGGCUGUGAAGUUGUGAUUGCAACACCUGGGCGACUUCUCGAUUGCUUGGAGAGACGUUAUUGUGUUAUGAACCAGUGUAACUAUGUUGUUCUUGAUGAGGCUGACCGGAUGAUUGAUAUGGGUUUUGGACCUCAAGUUGUUGGUGUACUGGAUGCAAUGCCUUCAAGUAAUAUGAAACCAAAGAAUGAGGAUGAAGAGCUUGAUGAGAAGAAGAUUUACCGUACCACUUAUAUGUUCAGUGCUACCAUGCCACCUGCUGUAGAGCGGCUGGCUAGAAAUUACUUAAGAAAUCCUGCUAUCGUGACUAUUGGCACUGUUGGAAAGGCUACUGACCUCAUUACUCAGCAUGUCUUCAUGGUAAAGGAAUCUGGGAAAAUGUUUAAGCUGCAGAGGUUUCUGGAUGAGCUUGGAGAUAAGACUGCUAUUGUGUUCAUCAACUCUAGAAAGCGGGUUGACACAGUUACCAAGAAUCUGGAUAAAUCCGGCUAUAGGGUAACCACACUGCAUGGUGGGAAAUCACAGGAGCAGAGGGAAAUCAGCCUUGAAGGAUUUAGGACAAAGAAGUAUAAUGUGUUAGUUGCUAGUGAUGUUGCCGGUCGUGGAAUUGAUAUACCUGAUGUGGCCCAUGUGAUUAACUAUGAUAUGCCAAACAAACUUGAAGCAUACAUCCAUCGUAUUGGACGUACAGGUCGUGCAGGAAAGACAGGUGUAGCCACAACAUUUUUGACCUUGCAGGAUACUGAAGUCUUUUAUGAUCUUACGCAAAUGCUCAUCCAAAGCAACAGUCAUGUUCCCCCCGAACUUGCUAGGCACGAAGCUUCAAAGCUCAAGCCGGGAAGUAUUCCUGGCAGACCACCUAGGAGGAAUGAUAUUGUUUUUACUCAUUAAAGUUGGAACUCAUGCAUAUUCUAUCAUAGUGGUCAAGAGUAAAGAGUUCAUAUAAUGGUAUCUGCUGAAAGAUGGAGUUGGUAGAUAUGGUGAAGGACUCCUACAUAGUGCAGUGGUAAAAUCAACAUAUUGCAUUUCAUGUACUGUCAAAGUGCCUUCUCACUGUAAAGAAAGAUGAUGAGACAUUGGGUUAAUUUCUUGUGUGUGAUUGUGCAGCACAGAUUGAAGCUUGGGACUGAUAUCCUGUAGAUAAUAAGCAAUUGAACAGGCAUGAACUUCUUUAGCUCCUCGGAGUUAUCCUAAAUACUUUUUAAUAACAAUACAUUUAUACUUUAUUAAUGAAACAUUUUUUCGUUCCUUGCUUACAUCCUUUUUGCAAUAUUUCUGUCUAUCUUUAUGUAUGCCAACAUUCUGACACCCACCAUUUGUGUAUAUAUGAUUGUUAGCUAGGCUGGCCUUUGCUCUUGUAUUGGGAAUUGGUGGUGGUG